Nelumbo nucifera (sacred lotus) is the source of this 3428-nucleotide messenger RNA. It is a transcript of the gene UBP8, whose product is annotated as ubiquitin-specific protease 8. Lineage: Eukaryota; Viridiplantae; Streptophyta; Magnoliopsida; Proteales; Nelumbonaceae. Gene Ontology annotation, molecular function: cysteine-type deubiquitinase activity. The record is from RefSeq and is a predicted model, not a curated record. Gene Ontology annotation, biological process: protein deubiquitination.
UUAAUAUAAAUAUUUUCCCUCCUCAAAUCCUCUUCACAAAAAAGCUCCAUUUCUUUCUCUGCAAAUCCGCCAUUUUCUCUAUUUGUCCAACUCUCUCCUUCUCUCUUAGCUUCAAAUGCUCUGCAUUUCCGUGAAUCUCUUUAGCCGUUUUUGAUCUCGAGGACCUUCAAAUUCUCUGGAAUGGACGACUUCGCCUCGGAAGACCGCGCCGAUGGGGCUCAGCGUCCAAUAUCAGAAGAUGAAAGGGUCUACUUCGUGCCUUACAGGUGGUGGAAGGAAGCUCAGGAGCCUUCGUCUGGGGAUGGAGAUGAGAACAGAGGCAUUGUAUAUACGGCGUCGUCAACCUCUUAUGCCGGUCCGAUGAAGAUCAUAAAUAACAUUUUUAACUCGGAUCUCGUUUUCAACCUUAGGAGAGAAGAAGAUUCCGGGCAGGAUGAUCUGGAUGACGAGGGAGUAUCGGGACGGGAUUAUGCCUUGGUCACUGGCGAAAUGUGGUUGAAGGCGCUCAAAUGGCACAGUGAUUCUAAUAUGGCAAUGAAGGACAGUAGGAACUUUUCAGGUGCGGAGGAUGAUAUGGCAGAUGUCUAUCCUCUACAACUCAGGCUCUCUGUUAUGCGGGAUACAAAUUCAUUAUCAGUGAGGAUAAGUAAAAAGGACAAUGCAGUUGAACUCUACAAAAGGGCAUGCAAGAUUUUCAGUGUCGAACCUGAGCUAUUACGCAUUUGGGACUUUUCUGGGCAAACAAACUUGUUUUUCAUAAAUGACAGAAGCAAGUUGCCUAAAGAUGGUCAACGCCAGUCAGAUCAAGAGAUUCUCCUGGAACUACAAGUUUAUGGGUUGUCAGAUUCCAUGAAGAGCAGAGAAGGGAAGAAAGAUGAACAGUCAAGAUUUGGGGUUUCCUCUUAUGGUGGUUCACCAAUGGUUAAUGGCAAUGCUGGGAAUAUGGAUUCCAGUUGUUCUCUAACCAACUCUUCAGUCUUUGGUGGAGGCUCUGGAGAAUCCGGUUCUUUGGGGUUGACAGGAUUACAGAAUCUUGGAAAUACCUGUUUCAUGAAUAGUGCCACCCAGUGCUUGGCACAUACACCUAAGCUUGUUGACUAUUUUCUUGGAGACUACAAUAAGGAAAUAAAUCAGUACAAUCCACUGGGGAUGGAAGGUGAGCUUGCCUUGGCAUUUGGUGACUUAAUAAGGAAGUUAUGGACUCCUGGAGCAACUCCAGUGGCACCAAGAGUGUUCAAAUCAAAGCUUGCUCGUUUUGCCCCUCAGUUCAGUGGCUUUAACCAACAUGAUUCUCAAGAGCUUCUUGCUUUCUUAUUGGAUGGUCUCCAUGAAGAUCUGAAUCGUGUAAAACACAAGCCUUAUAUAGAAGCUAAGGAUGCAGAUGGUCGUCCAGAUGAAGAAGUUGCUGAUGAAUAUUGGCGGAAUCAUCUUGCUCGCAAUGAUUCGAUUAUAGUUGAUAUAUGCCAAGGUCAAUAUAGAUCAACAUUAGUUUGUCCUGUUUGCAAGAAAGUUUCUGUCACAUUCGAUCCAUUCAUGUAUCUAUCACUGCCUCUACCAUCGACAACAGUGCGGACGAUGACUAUAACAGUUUUAAGCACUGAUGGGAGUACACAACCAUCUCCAUUUACCAUAACCGUGCCAAAGUCCGGAAAUUGUAAAGAUCUGGUCCAGGCUUUAAGCAUCGCAUGUUCCUUAGGGAGCAACGAGACCCUAUUGGUGGCUGAGAUAUACAACAAUCGGAUUAUUCGUUACCUAGAGGAGCCGUCUGAUUCAUUAUCCUUGAUUAGAGAUGAUGAUCGUCUUGCUGCUUAUAGGUUACCAAAGGAUCAUGAUAAACUCCCUUUGGCGGUUUUCAUGCAUCAGCGGGUGGAUGAGCUUUACAUCCAUGGGAAGAUGACAUCAUGUCCAAAGGCAUUUGGAACCCCUCUUAUAGCAAGCCUGUCUAAUGUUGUUAAUGGAUCUGAUAUCCGUAAUCUGUACAUGAAACUACUUAAUCCAUUCUUAAUAUCCACUGAAGAUGACUUGGAUUUUGAUGAUAAUAGUGGGAAGGAUAGUAAUGCUGAAGUUACCAAGAUGGAGUUUGACACUGGCACUCCUGUUUUGAGUGAUGGUGGAAGUUCAACUGAUGAAUCAAGAAAUAGAUCACACUCUGAUUCUGAGUUUCAAUUCCACCUGACAGACGAGAAAGGCACACUAAAAGAUUCAAUGGUUGAAAUGGAUGAGCCAAUAUUAGUAACAGAAUCUUCCGGGCGGUUGAGUGUGCUUGUUUCUUGGAGCGCUCAAAUGAUAAAAGAAUAUGAUAUUCAUCUUCUCAGUUCAUUACCUGAGAUUUUCAAGUCUGGCUUUUUUGUGAAGAGGCCUCAGGAGUCUGUUUCUUUAUAUGCAUGCCUUGAAGCCUUCCUAAAGGAGGAACCUCUCGGACCAGAAGACAUGUGGUAUUGCCCGAGCUGCAAGAAGCAUCGGCAAGCAAGCAAGAAAUUAGAUCUCUGGAGACUGCCGGAGAUUCUUGUUAUUCAUCUAAAAAGGUUCUCAUACAGCCGGUUUUUGAAGAACAAACUAGAGACAUUUGUGGACUUCCCUAUUUGCGAUCUUGACUUGUCAAGCUACAUUGCCUACAAAAAUAUCAAGUUGUCCAACCGAUACAUGCUUUAUGCAGUCAGUAAUCACUACGGGAGCAUGGGAGGUGGUCACUAUACUGCAUUUGUCCAUCAUGGGGGCCAUCAGUGGUAUGACUUUGAUGACAGCCAUGUUUUUCCUGUCAGUGAGGACAAGAUAAAGACAUCAGCUGCUUAUGUUCUUUUCUAUAGACGAGUCACAGAUGCAUAAUAUGACAUUGCUAAUGGAAGAAAAUUUUAAUCAUCGGGGACCACUACUCAGCUGAAGCUACUCAAUGCUUCCUUUCUAUGUGGCCUUGCAUGUACCAUUUUUGAAAGUAGCAUUCUUUCGUCAUCGGCAUUAUAUGGUUUGGAUUGAUGCACCUAAAGAGAGGUGGCAUGGAUGAAUAGGAAAAGAGGAACUCAAGCUUAAUGGUGGUGCCAAAGAUGACUGUAACAUAUUAACAGAUGAAAGUGAGGUUCUUAGCUGUUGAGUCAGGCCCUAUCUGUCCUUUGUAUGUUGUUAGCAAGUAUAACUUUCUUUUAAGGAAAAAUCUGCCACUAGUUUUCAUUUUUCCUGAAGGGAUGGUAGCUUCUACCCAUUCUUAUAUUUGUUGAUUAAUUUUUUUUUGAGUGAUAUGUUUUAUUAAUGAGUUUCCUGAAAGUAGGACAUUUCUCAAUUUCCUUCUACAUUCUUUUUCCAUCAAGUCUAUUGUUCCAUUUUUCUUUCUGUAACUUUUCUCCUCCCAUUUGGUUUGCUUGGUUUGGAUAUUGGAAUUGACGGGUGGUUGAUUAUUGGCAAUGAUUUUUGUCCUUAAUAGGACAUUGAUGACA